Dermacentor silvarum is the source of this 7241-nucleotide messenger RNA. RefSeq lists its product as uncharacterized. The record is from RefSeq and is a predicted model, not a curated record. NCBI's taxonomy places the organism in Eukaryota, Metazoa, Arthropoda, Arachnida, Ixodida, Ixodidae. The coding region runs from base 597 to 6230 and encodes 1877 amino acids. Gene Ontology annotation, molecular function: phosphatidylinositol binding; GTPase activator activity; protein binding. The transcript has 16 exons. Gene Ontology annotation, biological process: small GTPase-mediated signal transduction.
GGCGCCGGCGAAACGGGCUCUGCCUGCCUGCCUGUGGACCCGCGCUCUCCACUCAUCGACGUAGCCACGCUCGACGUAGUCGUAGUAGUACGCGCGCAUCGCGGCGGCGACGGCAGCGCCCAGCGUUGGCUUCCCCAAUCGGCGCCCGUUUUGCUGCUGCUGCGUCGGCGGCGUCGGGCGAGCGUGGCCCCGUGCCUUCUUCUGUUUUGUAUGUGAGCGGCGUGCGCGCGUCGUCCACUCUGUGGUGCUCGCGCCCGGUGUCCGGUCACCCAGUGCUCUGCUCGGAGGCAUCGGCGGUGGUUGUGUGUGGGUCAGUCUGCCCUUCGGUGAUGCGGUGCCCUCUUCCCCGAUGAUGAUGUGUUGCGUGCCGCCCUGGUGGUGGCGAAAUCGGCGGCGUCCGAGCGGGCCCGCCUGCGUGUCUCCGGGAUUCUCCUGCUGGUCACUGUCGUGCGAGCCGAUGGCUCCCCGCGGUCCCACCGCCUUCCGGCGUGCUUCGACCACUUCGUGAGCAGCUACAGCGGCGAUCUCGUCCCCGUGUUUGUGAGUCAGCGGCUGCUGUUUCCGAGUGGGAAGCGCCUCUCGUCGCCUCCGGAGAGAUGCCAUCGGGCUGGAGCGAGCUGGCGCUCCAAUGCGUCAGCGGUGGCGGCAUCUGCUCGGUGACGGAAGGCAUGGAGAACCUGCGCGCCCAGAAUCCCACCGUCUCGUCACCCGCCAGCGUCCGCAUCAAGAACAUGCCGCGGAACGCCGAGACCGGGACGCGGUUCCCCAAGCUGGGAGAAUGCGCCCACUUCCACUACGACAUGAUGGACCUGGGGACAGUACAGAUGUCCCUGGUGGAAUGGAGCGCCGCCGGGCGAGGCCACGACGAGGCGGACAAGGAGAAUCGCGAGCAGCCCGCCAACCAGCAGCAGCCGCAGUCGCAGUCUCAGCAGCAGCAACAGACUCAACUACAGCAGCAGCAGCAACAGCAGCAACAGACUCCGCAACUGCAGCAGCAGACUCCGCAACUGCAACAGCAGACUCCACAACUGCAACAGCAGACUCCACAACUGCAACAGCAGACUCCGCAACUGCAGCAGCAGAGCCAGCAACUGCAGCAGCAGACCCAGCAGCAACAGACGCAGCUGCAGCAGCAGCACAGCAACGAGAGCUGCGGUGGUUGCAUGCCGGCUCCUGCGGGCAACUGGUGGGCGGUCCAGGUGACGAGCCGCGAGCGUAGCUGGACGCUGCGGCGCUCGUACGACAACUUUCGGCUGCUGGACGAGCAGCUGCACCGGUGCGUCUACGACCGGCAGCACUCGCGCCUCCCCGAGCUGCCGGACCCCGCCGACCUGCCGCAGGAGCCGCAGGAGCGAGAGGUGCUGGUGCGCGAUCUGCUGUCGGACUACCUGUGCCGCUUCUCGUGCCUGGUGGGCAACCUGGUGAGCUGCGGCUCGGUGCUCAACUGGCUCGAGCUCGACAACCGCGGCCACCGGCUACUGGUGACGGACGAGUCGGCCAUCAACACGCCCGCUGUGGCCGCCGCCUACGUCACGCGCAGCUACGCAGCCCAGGCGCCUGAUGAGAUCUCCUUCCAGGUUGGGGACAUGGUAUCGGUGAUUGAUAUGCCACCGGCAGAUGAGUCGAUGUGGUGGCGUGGAAAGCGAGGCUUUGAGGUUGGCUUCUUCCCAAGUGAGUGCGUGCAAGUGAUCGGCGACAAAAUUCCUCACAACCUGAAGAUUCCCACAAAGCCAGUGUUGCGGAAGCACGGCAAGCUGAUUGCCUUCUUCCGGUCGUUCCUUCUGUCGCGGCCCUCGCGGAGGAAACUCAAGCAAAGUGGGAUCUUGAGGGAGCGGGUCUUUGGCUGUGAUCUUGGCGAGCACCUCACCAACACUGGUAGAGAUGUGCCCUUGGUGCUCUCAAGUUGUGCCAAAUUCAUUGAACAGUUUGGGAUCGUGGAUGGCAUUUAUAGGUUGUCUGGUGUCACAUCCAAUAUCCAGAAGCUAAGGGUAACCUUUGACGAAGACAGGGUGCCAGACCUGAAUGAGGAGGAGAUACGCCAGGACAUACAUUGCGUGGCCUCUCUGCUGAAGAUGUACUUUCGAGAACUGCCCAACCCGCUACUUACGUACCAGCUUUAUGACAAGUUUGUCGCGGCCAUGCAACUUCAGGGCAACAACCAGUUGCUGCGCAUCCGGGAGGUGGUGAAGGAGCUGCCGCCGCCCCACUAUCGCACUCUCGAGACGCUGGUGCGCCACCUGGCAGUGGUGGCCGCUCAUGGAGACCGCACUGGCAUGACCGCCAAAAAUGUCGCCAUCGUCUGGGCACCCAACCUGCUCAGGUCCAAAGAUCUGGAGGUGGCAAGCGUUGGUGCCCUGCACGUGAUAGGUGUCCAGGCGGUGCUGACCGAGUACCUCAUCUGCUACGUUGAUCUCAUCUUCAACGACAAGAUGCCGACUUAUCCAAGCAGCCCUGAAUCCGUAGAGAGCACUCCUCGAAGGGGCAGCAGGCCCAAGUCUCUGGCCAUCUCUACCCCCACCAAGCUGCUUUCACUAGAAGAGGCCCGCUCACGGGCGUUGUCGUCAAACUUGCCUGGCAACCCACAGCAGAAGUACAUCGAUGUGGGUGGUGGACCCGAGAGUCUGCCAGCCAAGUACCACACAGUCAUUGAGCUACCCCAUGGAAAACGAGGUAGUGGCAAACUCAAGAAGUCCCCGCUGGGAUGGAAGUCAUUCUUCGCACGUGGCUGGCACUCGGGCAGCACCAGAGAGAAGGACAAGCAUGGACCGGGCCUGCGCAAGGCCAGCACUGGAUCGUUGCCUCACCACCAGAGCCUGCCAAUACAGGACAAAGCACUUACAGAGGCAGACCUUACACACAGUGCAUCCAAGCAGCUUAGGAGUGUCAAGAGUGCCGAGUCUCUCAUCUCCAGUGGUGGGCACUCAGGCCGAAACUCCGAUGUCCUGGACUCUUGCAAUUCGUCUUCAGAUGCUUCAAGAGUUCAGCCAUUCCAGUGGCUUCCUGAAGGCACACCUGCCUCCUCUCCAAGUGGUCCACACAAACACGUGCGCUCUGUCUCCCACGACUCUUACUUCGAACGGGGUGGCCUGGACAUGUCUCUGGAGGAUGUGCACGCCGCGUUUGGGCUCAGUUCUCAGUACAACGGUGCUCGAGUCGACCGGGGAGCAAACAGCCAAGCUGCUCCGCCGGUUGGCCCGCAUAAGUCGCCUCGAAAGCAGAAGCUCUGUCCUGACACUGGCGAUGGUGCCAGCCCCAAGGUGCAGCGGCUCAGUGAUUGCUCACAGGCCCCCACAUUCCACUCUAGUCAGGAAGCCACCGUGGAAGGCACAUGUACCAAAAUGGACACAGCUCCUUCUGGCCACCAUGCUUCCUCUCAUCCCCAGCUUCCGACGUUUGCGACAGCUUCCGACGAACAGACAGCUGACAAACGGCAGCAGUCGAGUCGCUCGCUGACCCCCUAUACGAGCCGACAACCAAUGGCUGUACACAGCCCCGACGAUAUUGAACCGUACACGUCUCCGUCGCCUCAAGAGUACCCGCAGCCACCAAGCCACUUCAGGAAUGUGGAGGUACCCCCACCUCACCAUAGCAAUGAGAAGAUGGUUCUUGUAGAAGUUCAUGCCGUCGAGGAAGGUGGUGACUCCUCCCGUGAAAUGAUUGAUGGUGGGCUCAUCUUUCAUCGCCCUUUUGUUGAAGAUGUUGACGAGACGAGUGGUCGGUGUGAGAGCACGGGCGGUUCAACCGACUUCGACGAAUCCGAAAGCAAUGUUGGGACGAGUUUGUCCCUUGCCGAGGACAUUGCAACUUCGCUUAAGAUGAGCUGCUGCCAGUUUGACACAGACUUCCUGGUUGGCGACACGCGCGCUGCAAGCCUCGAAACAAGCUUUCUCAACCGUAUGAGUGCCUCGCUUCCGUAUAUUGAGGACACUGACACAUCGGCAUCACCCUUGUCAUCGCCUUGUGCUGGGUGCGAGUUGCUGCCCCAGGAUAUGUCAACCACAAGGUCAACACCAUCACCCGUCGAUGUGCAGCAGAGUGAUGUUUGUGACACCAACAGCAGUGAACACAUGAGCUCGUCCUUUGUGGCGGCUUCGGUUGUGGAUGAGAGUCUCGAGACCCCUGUGUCUGUGAUGCCAGAGGACGAUGGCCUUCGGACGUUUUCGGACAGUGAACUGCAUGGCCUGUGUGGAGGGGUUGACAUGGUUCAGAGAGUGGAAGCGUUGAACAGCAGUGUUGUUCCUGCUGCUGAAGGUGGAAGUGUCGUGGCUGUUGAUGGACAGAGUUCCUCUUCAGAUGAGGAGGAGGAUAAUGAGGAAGCUAUGCCAUACUCUUACUUAGAUGAGAGCCCAUUGUUGAGUGAUGCUUGUGUUGGCAUGCUGCAUUCUCAAAGCCAGGACCAGAACCUUUGCCUCCUCUCCCCUCAGGAGCCGACAGCUGUUGAGGAUGAGAGAGAAGUUUCAGGUCCAGCUGAGAUGAGUGAUAUGGCCCAAGAAAUAUUGGGCUCGGCUGAAGAAUGCAGGAUGCAGGUAGAAUCUUGUGUAAUCGAACCAGCGCCGAUGUUGUGUGACAGUGGUGCAGACACAGGGCAGGCAGUUUCUGGGGAAAUGGAACACACACUAUUAGAUUUUAGUAGCGACUGUGGGGAAGGACCAAAAAACAUUUGUGAUCAGGGUUCACCUGACACUGGGAAGAAUUCUCUACUUAAUUCUAGUCCUGAAAUCUCACUUAAUUCUACUUGCUUACCUGACCAUGAUGUUGUGGCAGGAUCCAAUUUGGAAAGUGCCACUCCCUCCAAUUUGCAAAAUCCUGUUGAUACCACUGACAUGAGCGAGACUAAUUUAUGUAAUCAAGGAACUGUAGUCAUGGAUGACUUAGCUGGGAAACUUCAGCAAAGCGAAGGUGUUGAUUCAGACCACACAAAGGAAGUAGAACCACUUGAUAGUGUUAGCAAGCCAGUUGACUUAGCUGCGCCGAAUGAGUCAAAACCACUGAUUGACUUCAGUGAUGAUGAGGUGCAGCUCAGAUCAUCACCGCGACAAGUAAGAGUAGUUGAAGCAAAGCGAAAGUCUGAAAUGGUGAGAUCAAAUGGCACCGGUGUAGAUACUGACAGAAAGCGCUUAUCUGAACCAUCACUCUAUUCCCGUUCAGAGAAACGAGGCUCUGUGAAGGAACUAAUGUCGAAGUUUGAACCAGGUGAUGCACAUGGCACUGCAGACUUAAGUCCCUCAAAAACUUGCCAGCCUAGCCUGUUUACACAGCUCAAGGUUAUGCGGCUACAGUCACUUAAAAACCCAUCAUCUCCUUCUGCAAAUUAUGAUCCUUGGUCUGACCCCAUUCUUGACCAAGAGGAUCAAGAGGAGAGGCUGUGCUGCACUGAGGAAACUUCCAGUGUUAGCACUGUUCCCAAGAUUAAUGCACUUCAUGAGGGAGUAGGAGCAGCGCAGACAACUCAACAUUCGGCUUCAGAACCACAGGCCAGUAAUUCCACUACGGAGAUUGUUUUGGACGUUGCUGUAACAGAUGGCACUGCGAGACCUUCCACACUUGAAUUGCGGAAGGUCAAUGUGCCGAUCCAGGCUGAGGAAAAACGAACUGACCCGGUCCUGCCUAAGCCUGAAGCGACACGUAGUGCUUCAGUACCAGCUGUUGAGAGUGAGGUGAGUCGCAGGCGGAUCGAAAAGAUCAAAGAAGAGCGCCGUGCGCAGCUGAGGGAGAAGCUAAAGUCCGAGGGCUGCCGCUCUCAGUCAGAUGAGGCGGUCACAACUAAAGCAGAAGUGAAGCUCAGGCGGACUUCGGAAGAUGUCGCACUGUGGAACAUGGACGUUGUCCCGCUUCGGCAAGUGAAUCGUGAGAACGAGCGGCAUCAGCUAUCGAGUGUCAGGAGCUGGCCGAAGCAGGCAACUCCAGGGGACCAGAGAAGAAGAGACUCCACAAAGCAAAUCGCCGUCGACGUUGUGGAUAAAAAGCCGCCGCCUGGCAGAACUUCACCAGUGAAGACAUCACCUGUUAAGAGUUCGCCUACGAAGACCUCGCCUCUUAAGUCAUCACCCGUCAAGUCGCAACCUACGAGGUCACCGGCUCAGCAGACAGAGACCAUUGUGCGAAAGCAGGAUCUUUCCCCGCCAAAGCGUAUCCGCGACAGGGCGGCCAUGUUUGAGUGCCGCAGCCAAAAGGAGCAGGCACGUCCGGCACCACCGCGGCUCGCCCGGGCAGAUCUUUCUUCGUUUUAAGAAACUGGCCACCAUUCCACAGCGCCUGCUGCAUGUCGCUUUCUGGAGUCUCUUAUUACUCUUCACCUUCUAUUGGGUGAAAAAGCACCCUCAUUUAGGUUCCCACUGUGUCGUCGCAAGUGAGCAUGGAGAAAAAUGUUUGGUGCUACUUUGUCGUAGUCUUGUUCUGCGUGUAUGUUGUGGGGCACCGUGUUGUUACUCUUGCAAGCAUUGACAGCAUUUGGCAAACUCUUUAGUUUGUAGAAGAGUUAAAUGGUGGAAAUAGCGUGAUGCUGUGUCGUUAAUGACGAACAAAAAUUAGGGACCUUCCAUGACGUGCAAAACUUUGCUAGCUUCUUGCCAAGGGCUUGUGCUAAGUAGGGCUUGAACAUUUUAUCUGUCUUGCAAACGUAAAAACAGCUUCCAACUGAAAAGCCAAAGUAUGCGUAGUGACAAAAGCAGGGAGUGUCGCUUUGCUGUACAAUAGCUGUUCUCCUUUUUCCAGUAUACUGGUAACUGCGCUCGGUGAAUGUACAUGUUGUAUGUUCGUCUUCUUUCACAGUGCACCGAGAUUACGUCUUUUCUUUUUUUAUUCAUUUAUACCAUGCGAGUGACAUUUUUGUUCAUGCCUAGAAAAUGGGGUUCAAGAGGUGAAGUACACUUGUUGCUUCUGUUUUUUCUCGAAUCUUAAUUUUGUUUUUACUUUCAUUGAAAGCUGUGUACAUACUUGUUGCUGGUUUUUAUGCUGUAAUAAGAUUUAUAUAUAUAUUAUAGAUAUAUACAUAUGAACAUUUAUGAGAAAAAAUAUAUAUGUAUGUGGCAUCAUCAUAACAACACACUUGUGGCCUGCUUUCUUUUAUAAGCAAUAUUUAUGCGUAAUUCACAUGCAAAUCACUGUGGUGAUGCGGGGCUUCAUUAGGUAGGGGAGAGAACUCUGCUACCAAUAUGUGGGAGCAAAUGCUUACGUUGACAUUGUCAUGCAUUUGCAUGAACAGCAAGUAAAGUUAAAUAAAAAGCUCUGCAGAUUAGUUU